This is a messenger RNA of Adineta ricciae, 570 nucleotides long. Lineage: Eukaryota; Metazoa; Rotifera; Eurotatoria; Adinetida; Adinetidae. The record is from the annotation of a GenBank genome assembly.
AUGAAUCAAACCGAAACGUCUUUACCAAAUCGAUAUGUCAUCGAGGACAAGCAUUUCUCCUCCGAUGAUAAAUUUGUCAUUACUGAUGCUGAUGGAAAUGUUCAUUAUAAAGUCGAUUCGACAUUAUUUGUCUUAGGAGACAAACUGACGCUAUAUGAUGCUGUCGGAAAUGAACUAAUACGAAUUCGCCAAGAGAAACUGCAUUUACAUCCAACAUAUAACAUCUAUUCGAUUCGUCGAGAUGCUGAAGAAACACAACUAGCGUCUGUAAAACGAACAGGCUCACUCACUCAACGUAAACUAGAAAUCAGCACAUCGAAUGGCGAUUAUCUUAUGGAAAAUCGAGGAGGUCCCUUUUCUCGCGAAUUUCUACUGAAGAAAGAUGACAGCAUCGUUGCUUUCGUUACAAAAGAUACUACUCCAUUGAAAGACACAUUUUGGGUGGAGAUUGCAAAUGGCACAGAAGAAUAUCAUGCGUUCAUUAUGGCUUUAAUCAUCGUUCUUUCAUGCGCGCAACGUCUUCCGGGUAAUCCUCUGGCAACACCUCAUCAAGGAAACAUUAAAGUUUAA